CCCUCCAUCCCUCUUCUAUUUUCCCUGAAUAAACAACUGGAGUUUUAAUAACCUGAACCGAUUUAAUUUUCACAAUAAUCACGGUAAUCUGAAAUUUGAAAGAAAGUCAUUUCCUUCAACCUCCAUCCACUAUGUGCAAAGCCGACACUGCGCUCUCCAUCCUCUGUGGAACAUGGAAUCUAGACUCUGAAGAAGAGAUGCAAAUGAUAUUCUACGAGAACGGCACGGGCGAAUUAAUCCUCCGUCAUAUAUUCAAUGCGUGGAUCGCUGCUGAGACUGAAUGGAAGUCACUUGGGCCUGAGCCACUCGACCAGAUUUCUGUCAGCGACAGCAACACUGCCUCUCAAACAGAGGCACAAGUUCUAGCGCACUUCAAUCUAGAAAUAACACUCACAAAACGGGCCAUCACAACACGCGGCUCAACAGAUGACUACAUCUUAAACGAAGAGAAUCUCAUCGACGCCGCCUUCCUCCCUAAACGAUACUCCGUCCGGUUGGAAAAAGGCUCGUUCAAAACAGCCUUCGAGCGGACAGCGGGACCGGUGCGUCCGUGGCGCCAGUCGUAUGCUUAUCAGCUUGUUUUUGAUAAGUCGCCGUAUCCACCGCUGAAUGAAUGGAAGGAUCCGGAGGAGGCGCCUGAGCCGCCGUUUUUGCCGUUUGAGGGGUGGAGGGAGUUUUGUAGUCGGACGUUGCCGAAGGAUGGGCAGGCAUAGAAUAUGGGGAGAUGUUGUGGGUAGUUUGGUUAUUUAUGGUGGUUUGAUGGUUGUUUGAUGGCAUCACCUAUGAAACCGUGUCUUCACUGCAUAAAUAAACAGUUAUCUAUAUCCUAUCCAA
Messenger RNA from Aspergillus welwitschiae, 834 nucleotides. RefSeq lists its product as uncharacterized. The record is from RefSeq and is a predicted model, not a curated record. The transcript has 2 exons. Bases 132 to 713 code for a protein of 193 amino acids. NCBI's taxonomy places the organism in Eukaryota, Fungi, Ascomycota, Eurotiomycetes, Eurotiales, Aspergillaceae.